ACUCUUAAGGGGCUUAAAAUGAAAAGCACUUAAGCGCAGAAACCUAUUCCUGUUGUCUUCCGGCAACGUAAAGAAGAAACGACAUGGCGUUCCGAGGGAAAGAGAUGAUGAAGAAAGUAAUAAAGAAGGUUGGAGAGAACUACCUGGCUCCAGGAGUGAAACAGUCUCUUCAGAAAUGCAUUCCAGACAGCAAGAUCGUCAUGAACCGAGCCAAACGCGGUCUCUUCGCUGGAAAACACAUCCAGUUCGGGAAUCGUAUUAGCGAAGACGGCGGCAACAAGUCAAGGAGGUCCUGGAAGCCCAAUGUCCAGGAGAAGCGCCUCUUUAGUUACAUAUUAGACCGUCACAUUAGAGUCAAAGUAACCACUCAUGCUCUCCGCUGCAUAGACAAGGCAGGGGGCAUUGACGAGUAUCUGUUAAAGACUCCUUACCACAAGAUGGAUACAGAAAUGGGUCUAUUUUGGAAGAGCAAGAUUGAGAAGCUAUAUGAAGAGCUUGGGCAGAUGGAGGUUGUGUUUUUUUCACCAGAAGAUGAAGCCAAGUUUGAACAGGGUUUUAAAGACCUGAAACUUGCUGAGAGGGCAGCCCGCAAGGAAGUCAGAAGACAGAUGUAUGGAGGUUCAAGCAAACAAACACAAAUCAAGGAAGGAAGUGCAGACGGUCAAGUAACCUCCGAGAAAGGAAGCCAACAUGAUGAUGUUCAUGAACAUUUAGUUGCCAACGCCUAAGUCACAAGUUUGGACCUCCACAAUUUUUGUAGUAGUUGUUAUUCUGUUCUGUUUUGCAUUGUAAUUUUUGUUUUAUGCUUAUUUUAGAAUUCAACAUAGUGGUAGUAAUACCUCAUAUCCAGAAACAUUUUGCAUUGCUGCUUGCACACCAAAAAUUUGGUUGCUUUGGAUUUGAUGGUCUAUUCAACUUUGUCUUAAAUAAAUCACUCUAAUUCACUUUUUUA
Messenger RNA from Mangifera indica (mango), 952 nucleotides. RefSeq lists its product as uncharacterized. The coding region runs from base 84 to 728 and encodes 214 amino acids. The record is from RefSeq and is a predicted model, not a curated record. Gene Ontology annotation, molecular function: structural constituent of ribosome. The transcript has 2 exons. NCBI's taxonomy places the organism in Eukaryota, Viridiplantae, Streptophyta, Magnoliopsida, Sapindales, Anacardiaceae. Gene Ontology annotation, cellular component: mitochondrial large ribosomal subunit.